UGCUUUUUGUGCUUUUUAUAUUUUGCAUAAACAGGUGACAUUAAUGCUCGUCAUGAGCUUAGUUUUGUUUUUCAAGUGAUGAUAAUUAUUAUUUCAAUGUUUUAUAAUUAUGAUUGCUAAUAUCGUGUUAAUGAUUAAAAUUUGUUAAUAAUCGACUUAUGGCUGACAAAAAGGACGGUGAAAUGUAAUCUCAUUCAUUGGUGUUAAUAUCAAUCAUAUGUUUCUGUUUCUUCUGUAGUUCUUUUGCUAAAAAAAGGAUUAUUGAUGGUCUCUUAACCAACUCGCCAACAACUAUCAAGUGUUAUUAUCAAUUAACACUCCUUACAUGUUGAUCCAAUGAAAGUUAACAGGAAAAGAAACUGAUGGACUGACUGGAGGAUGAAAGAUGAUCAAGGAUAACGUUUUAUGAGGCAAGGUCAUUGAGAAGUGAUUGAUCUCAAUGGAUAUUGACAUGACAAGUUUAACCAGUUAAUUUAACCCGCCUUGUCCAUUGGUUUUUAUAUUCAUUGAGAAAAUGUUCCCUUUUUCUUGAGAUGAACCGAAAAAAUGGGCUUUUUUAAAGUCUUAAAAAUCACCAUAAGAACGGGAAUUGAAUUUGCCUUAGAAAAUUCAAGAUUUCAAGUGUCUCUCUCUCUCUUCCUCCCUUUCUCUGGAUUUCUUCAUCAUCUUGCAUUGAUCAGCCCUUUUGUGCAUGUUUCACUUGAAACGGGUCUCAGAUGAACCAAGUCUGGCCAGACUAACUGUUUAGCUCUUCCCCUGACUGAAUAUUUAUCCUCCUCCUCAUCCUUCCUUCUUCUCUUUCUCCUCUUAAUAUCUUUACACAAUCUCAUCAUUGACUAUCACUACUAUCAUCAUUUAUCCUCAUCUUUAUUCUGUGCCCUUUAAGUUUAAUCUUUUUGCCCCUUCUUUCGCUCUCCUUUUCUCUCUUCUUUCCUUUCAUCAUCAUCAUCUUUUAUUUUCAUUGCUAUAAGAUGAGUUCAAGUUUACUUCAUUUCAAGUUGAGAGGUUAACUUAGUUAGAUCCUAAAGGUUUGCUCAGCUAAAGGGUCAAAAAAUUGACAAAAAAACAAUAACAUCACACUACACCAUCAACAACAUGCAGACUCUACUUCAAAAUCAGGAUUCAAACGACCGUUCCUCAACAAUUAAAAGCAUCCAUUCACUUGCUUCAAUGGAUCGCCAUUAUCGGCGACGUGAAAAUUCGUCAUCCUAUUCAAUUACUCUUUGGUUAAUGGUGUUAACAAUUCUCGUCAUGAUUGGAAUCAUCACCAUUGGUUUUGUAUUAAUUUACAUAGUUGUUAAUAGCGGUGUUUCAAUGGGUUCAUCAUCAGCCUCCGAAACUCGAUUAAUUGAUGAAAAUCAUCGAGCCGAAGCUCCUGUUGUCAUUGAGCUUUUACAAAAGCCUUCUCAAUCUGCCUCCGCCUCAUCAUCAUCAUCACCAGCAACAUCAUUCAUGACAUCUUCACAAUCAACUAAAGGAAAUGCUCGAAACAAAAGGUCACCACUUCUUUCAUCGUCAUCAACAUUUGUUGAAGGAUCAUCUGAUCCAAUCAACUUUUAUCGACGAUAUGAUGUAGCUAAUGACCUGCCAAAAGCUGAAUGUAUUCGCCGAAGUUUACCAAUGUGCAACGGUCAAGUACCAUACAAUUCAACGGUUUACCCAAAUUAUAUUGGCGACGCUAAUGAAAUAGAAGCUUCACGAUCAUUACCUUAUUACAACUACAUCGCCAAAUCAAAGUGUAACAGACGGAUAAAGCAGCUUUUAUGUACCUUUUUGGAGCCUCCGUGUGUCGAGGGAAGACCCAUUCCACCCUGUAAAAAGUUUUGCCGAAUUGCUUUGGAAGGUUGUGCUGAAUAUGUUCCAGCAACUUUGGAAUUAUCUGCUGCUUUUGAUUGUCGUCGUUAUCCCGAUUCAACUGACCCUUCUGUCUGUGUUAACUUAGCCAUUGGUAAGGGUUGUGCUUCUGAUGAAUUUCAAUGUCCUGAUAAAAGUUGUAUACCUAAACAUUGGCUUUGUGAUGGAGUCAGGGAUUGUGCCUUUGCAGCUGAUGAAGCUAAUUGUGCCGGUGUUGCUUGUUCAAGCGAGGAAUUUGAAUGUGACCGUAAAUGUGUCCCAUUGUCUUGGCGAUGUGAUGGUGAUCGGGAUUGUAUGGACGGUGCUGAUGAAGCCAAUUGCUCUUAUAAACCAGGCUGUGGUCCAGAUAGGUUUAAAUGUGCCGACGGAGCUGGUUGCAUACCUAAAAGAUGGGUUUGUGAUGGUAAAGCUGAGUGUAGAGACGGAAGCGAUGAAGUUGGUUGUACCCAAAAAGAAUGUACUCGAGGUGAUUUCAAAUGUAACAAUGGUAUUUGCAUUCCUAACAUUUGGCUAUGCGAUGGUCAAGACGAUUGUAAGGAUAACAGUGAUGAACGAAACUGUGGUGGAUCUGGUCCUAUUGUAUCUUCUCAUUUCCCACAACUUGUCGGUUCAUCAUCGUCAUCGUCAUCUUCAUCAUCUAGCUCAUCCGUUUCUUCUUCUUCCUCAUUAUCUAACUCAUCUCCUGGUGAAUCAACUCAAAAUCACAAUGAAAUAACUCAACAUAACAUGAACCGUCCUAACAUGAACCAACAAAUUCAGAAUCAACAAUAUUCCCAACAUCGACCUAAUUUACAUUCCAUUGGACCUUAUUUUUCACAUAAUAAUAUUUAUCGUUGGCUUCAUAAGAGAAAGUAGAAACACUUAAUCAACUUGCUCUUUUUUAUUAUUACCAUCAGCAGCAACGGCAUCAUCAUCAUUAAAGGCCGCUUCAUUAUGAGCAGCUUUUUCAUUUCAUUAUCGCCGUUUAAUCUUUCCAUCAUCAACAUAACUCUUUGUCAUCAUUACCAUCUUAAUCAUUCAAUUAACUGACUAAUCAGAGUAAUUAGCAACCUGGUAAUUAAUCAAGUCAUUUUUAAUACUUUAGUAAGUAGUUAGGAUGGAGGUGAAUUUAUGUUGUCUGAAACAAUUGUCAACUCUGCGAAGACAAUCAACAUCCUUUACCUUCAUCUUGAAAGUUAAUUAUAAACAUCGCCCUUUUCACCCUCAUCUUCAUCAUCAUUAUCGUCAUCAAUAUCAUGGUCAUUUACUUACAUCUCAACGGCAAUCCCACCUUACUUCAUUCGUCACCAACUACUUAUUAUUUAUUAAUAACUACAAAAUGAAAAGUGCAUUAUUUUUUAGACAAUUUUGAUUUACAAAUUUACAAUCACCAUUGUAUUUGCGGGUCGUUGUAAACAAGGUUUAAUUUAACAAUAUUUUUCUGUCUCUCCAGGGUCAUAGGUUAACAAAUUUUAACUAAUCAACUGAAACAAUCAUAAUGGACAAUGGAAAAUAUUGACCUUGUUUUUUUGGUAAACAUUUAUUAAUGUUAUUUAUGUAACUUCCAGAUUGGGAUGAAUGGACUGAUCUAGUUUCAUUUCAAUCGAGAAAGAAAAUUGUGUUAAUCUCAAUGAUGAUUAACAGUCAAAUGUUUAACUUAAUUGAAUGUCUCAAUGAGAUUUUAUAAUUAUAUUAUUUAUUAUUACUUUUA
Tetranychus urticae (two-spotted spider mite) is the source of this 3544-nucleotide messenger RNA. RefSeq lists its product as uncharacterized. Gene Ontology annotation, cellular component: plasma membrane. Gene Ontology annotation, biological process: nucleobase-containing compound metabolic process. Gene Ontology annotation, molecular function: nucleic acid binding; 3'-5' exonuclease activity; protein binding. The record is from RefSeq and is a predicted model, not a curated record. NCBI's taxonomy places the organism in Eukaryota, Metazoa, Arthropoda, Arachnida, Trombidiformes, Tetranychidae.